UGGAGGCCCCACCCUUUGUGUUACCUACCGCCCGUCAAUCAAAAUAGAAAAAAAUUCUGACAGUUAUCACCUAUUUCUACGCGUAUACAAUCAAUUUAAUUUGCUGAUCAUGUCCGGUGGCUUGUGACUAUCGCGACUCUCCGUUUCACGACAAGUCACGUAAUGACUGCACCAGAACAGCCGUUGAAACCAGAAGAUAUGGCUGCCUUGGAAGUGGACAGCAGUCAGAGCGACUUUCUGCAGCAGGAGCAAGACAGGAGCAAUCAGGACACUCAGCCGUCACCCCUCGACCUGCUAGCAACCACCUGCACUAAGGUUGGGUCACCGUUGGCAGAGGUGGACAGAGGUGCUGCUGCUGCUGGUGUGACUUCAGAUCCAUCCGUGCAGCUUACUGGGACUGAUAAAUGGGAGGUGUUAACCCCCACAACAGCAGCAAAGGAUGAAUCUGGAAUGAUACAGAUCCAAAGUCAAGGAAUAUUAACAUCCAACGGGCAGUAUGUUCUUCCUAUCCAGAACUUACAGAGUCAGCCAAUCUUUGUGACGUCGGGAACGGACGCCUCCUCUGCCAAUUCAGUGCCUAACAUUCAGUACCAAGUAAUUCCUCAGAUUCAGACAGCAGAUGGACAGCUGAGCUUCUCCACUUCCGGCGUGGAAGGAGCGACUCUGACUCAGGAUGCCACAGGGCAGAUUCAAAUCUUGCCUGACGGUAGCCAGAGUCUCAGUGUAACAUCAGCUGCAAACAUCCUUAAUAACAACCAGAACCUCAUAUCACAGACUGGUAAUGUCCAGCAGCUCCAGGGGGUUUCUCUUGGCAGCUCCACCUUCAACAACCAGGGUCAGGUUGUUACUAAUGUGCCUGUGGGUUUGCCUGGGAACAUUACUUUUGUUCCUAUUAACAGUGUGGACUUGGACUCCCUUGGCCUCUCUGGUGCUCAGACUAUAGCAACAGGGGUCACUGCUGAUGGCCAGCUAAUUAUGACGAGUCAGCCCGUAGAUGGCUCAGAGAGUCUGGCGAAGACAGAUAAUCACCUCUCACAGACACUACCCAUAAAUGACUCAAAUGCAAAUCAUGAGAUAUAUGUGCCAACGUCUUCCUCUCAGCUACACAUUCCAGUGAGCGAAUCAGGUCUGCUGACACAAGACACUUCAUUGUCAUCAGUGGCUACAGAGCAAGCCGACUCAAGUUCUGGUCUCCAGGAGGGCUUCAUCCAGCAGAAUCAGGAGCAGAGCGUCCAGGUGUCCUCAGCUCAGCCCAUCAUACAGCUGCAGCAGGUACCCAUUCAGACCACAAACGGUCAGGUGGUGCAGUCCGUGGCGACAGGUGGGCAGAACCUGCAGAACGUGCAGCUGAUCAAUCCGGGAACCUUCAUCAUCCAAGCCCAGACGGUCACGCCGUCGGGUCAGAUACAGUGGCAGACCUUUCAGGUACAGGGGGUGCAGAACCUGCAGAACCUCCAACUGCCCACAACACCACCCCAGCAGAUAACCCUGGCUCCAGUCCAGACCCUGUCACUGGGUUCCAGUCCGGUCAGCAUCAGCACAGGACAGAUCCCCAACCUGCAGACAGUGACGGUGAACACAAUGGCCCAACAUGAAGGAGACACAGACAACCCUGGAGACAUUCGGAUAAAAGAAGAGCCAGACUCCGGGGACUGGCAGCUGAGCACCGACUCCACCCUGAACACAAGCGAUCUGUCCCACCUCCGUGUCAGGCUGGUGGAUGAGGAGGAUCAGCUGGGUCAAGAGGGCAAGAGGCUGCGCAGAGUGGCGUGUACUUGCCCCAACUGUAAAGAGUCAGGUGGGAGAGGAUCCAGCACGGGGAAGAAGAAGCAGCACAUCUGCCACAUUGCCGGCUGUGGGAAAGUAUAUGGAAAGACAUCGCACCUGCGAGCACACCUGCGCUGGCAUUCAGGGGAGCGACCUUUUGUUUGCAGCUGGAUGUUCUGUGGGAAGAGGUUCACACGCAGCGACGAGCUGCAGAGACACAGGAGAACACACACAGGAGAGAAGAAGUUUGUCUGCCCCGAAUGUUCCAAGCGCUUCAUGCGGAGCGACCACCUGGCGAAGCACAUUAAAACUCAUCAGAACAAAAAAGGCGUGAACUCUGGCAGCGCUGUGGUGGCCUCGAUGGAAUCCGCGGGGUCCUCAGACAGUAUCAUCACCACGGCAGGCGGGACCACCCUCAUCCUCACCAACAUCCAGCAGGGUUCCAGCAACGCCCAGGACAUCCUGGCCAACGCAGAGAUCCCUCUCCAGCUCGUCACCACGGUCGCGGCCAGCGAAGUCAUGGAGUGAUUUACACUCCACUUAUGAACUUCUGCAACCUCUCUCAUACUGUAUACUCCUACCUGCAUUUUUAUCCGAGUUUUGAAGAAAAACUAAAAUUAUAAAUAUAUAUAUAUAUAUUUUAACACAGAAAUAGUCAGUCCAUGUCCAUGCUCGGUUUUUACUGAGGGGAAGCUAGUAGUGGAGACUAAAAGAAGAUAAAGUGGAAAAAGACGUUGCAGUAAACACACAAGGAAAUGCCUUAUUUUGUACAAUACUGUGUUGUUGGAAAUGUAGAAUGCCAUUUUGUUUUUAAUCUUCUUCUUUUUUUUUUUUUUUGGUUAAUGUGUUUUUCACAAACAAUAUUGGUAAGUUG
Epinephelus fuscoguttatus (brown-marbled grouper) is the source of this 2641-nucleotide messenger RNA. RefSeq names its product sp3a transcription factor (gene sp3a). The record is from RefSeq and is a predicted model, not a curated record. NCBI's taxonomy places the organism in Eukaryota, Metazoa, Chordata, Actinopteri, Perciformes, Serranidae. Gene Ontology annotation, biological process: regulation of transcription by RNA polymerase II. The transcript has 7 exons. The coding region runs from base 163 to 2295 and encodes 710 amino acids. Gene Ontology annotation, molecular function: DNA-binding transcription factor activity, RNA polymerase II-specific; RNA polymerase II cis-regulatory region sequence-specific DNA binding.